UCCUACGGUACAACAAACAAACAACAAAAAUGAAUAGUUUAAUCAUUCUUGCCACAUCACUUGUUAUCGCUUUGAUAGCCUCGCCAAGCACUGGUCUUGUUUAUCCGACAAGCAAAUUGUUCGUUCCCAUAAUGGAACGCAUUUGCUACGAUGAAGUUUUGGAUUCGUGUGGAGAUGACGUAGAAGCUUUAGGUAAACCUGGCUACCAAGUUUACUGUAUGUUUUGUCGUGGUGGCGUUUUCGACGAUUCCACGGAAAAGGUAAAAGGAAGGGGCAUCGUCGAACCGAAGGGUACAUUCAACUUUGCCAAUCUACAAAUGCGCUUGUACGGCUGUUUCGCCGAAGAGAAUUACGUUAGAUGUGCUUAUCAAACUAUUUACAAGAAGUACAGGAAUGCGAUAUUCGAUGUGGCCGAUCCGAAUUGUGAACACUUUGCCUCACUCCAAGAUACUUUAGCGCAAUUGUACCGCAAAGGAGAUCCGUAUUGCUAAGAGAGUCUCUUGAAUUUUAUAGGAUGAACUUGUUUCGUGGUUUAAAAACGAUUACACUGAAUAUGCCCUUUGCUUUUACUUGGGAUUUUUUUUGCAUCAAACUUAUCAUU
This is a messenger RNA of Bradysia coprophila, 601 nucleotides long. RefSeq lists its product as uncharacterized. NCBI's taxonomy places the organism in Eukaryota, Metazoa, Arthropoda, Insecta, Diptera, Sciaridae. The record is from RefSeq and is a predicted model, not a curated record.